Schistocerca serialis cubense is the source of this 3167-nucleotide messenger RNA. RefSeq names its product ankyrin-3-like. The record is from RefSeq and is a predicted model, not a curated record. Gene Ontology annotation, molecular function: protein binding. NCBI's taxonomy places the organism in Eukaryota, Metazoa, Arthropoda, Insecta, Orthoptera, Acrididae. The transcript is spliced from 7 exons. Bases 66 to 3167 code for a protein of 1033 amino acids.
GGCACUCCUGCAGCAGCCUCAGGCAGGCCGCCGUUAACUUCAUAAAGGCCAAUGCAGUGCAGGUAAUGACCACACAGGGCUGGAUUGACGCAGUCCGCACUCAGCCUGAAGACGUGGUCAUACUGAGUCAGCUGCUCGCGAGUCCUCCAGCAGAAAGCAGGAGUCUUCCUGAAAAGGAGAAGAACAGCAGGCUGAUUCAGGCAGCGAAGGAGGAUGCAGUCGAUGAGCUGCAGACGCUGCUGGCAGCUGGUGCGGACGUCAGGGUGAGGGACGAGGGCGAGAGGAGGUGGACCGCCCUCCACUGGGCAGCAGAAAAUGGACACGAGAAGACAGCGAGGUGCCUGGUGGAGGGUGGAGCAGAGGUGGAAGCCACGAGCAUCAACUUUCAGGAGACGCCCCUGCACAGGGCUGCAUACCGUGGCCACGAGGCUGUGGCGCGGCUGCUGCUGGAGGCAGGGGUGGAGGUUGAUGCCAGGAACAAAACGCAGAGCACGCCCCUGCACCUGGCUGCAUAUCAUGGCCACGAGGCUGUGGUGCGACUGCUGCUGGCGGCCACUCCUUACCACAACGCCAGGAAUCAGUGGGGGCAAACGCCGCUGCACUCUGCGGCUCUGAACGGCCACACAGAAGUGGCAGCUGCACUGCUCGAGGCAGGGGCCGACCGCUGGGCUAGGAAUAACGAGGGGAAAACACCACUGGACCUCGCCAGGCAGAACAACCACCAGCAGCUGAUAGACAUACUAAAGCUAGCAGUCUGUAUAGAGAGUGCUGUGAGAGGAGAAAUGGCUGCUGAGGUUCGGCAUAUUCCAGAGUCAUCCACAAUGGAACCCACCCAGGAGGUUAUGGAGACCACAGCCGUGGACCUGGGCGCCCUUCUGGACGCAGGGGACGGCGCAGUCGUCACACUGGUGGCGGGCGGCACUCGUCUCGUGGCGCACAGGGCCGUGUUGGCCGAUAGAAGUCCCGUGUUUGGCGCCAUGUUUCGCCACGACACACUGGAAGCCACCGCCGGCGAGGUCGCAAUCCCAGACGUGGAGGGCCCAGUGCUGCGCCAGCUGGUCGCCUACCUCUACACCCUCCAGGCCCCUCAGCUGCCCAGCCUGGCCUCCCACCUGCUGGCAGCCGCUGAUAAAUACGGCGUGUCGGCCCUGAAAGCUCGGUGCGAGCAGCACGUGGCCGCUCAGCUGUCGGUCGAGACUGCGGCGGCCACAGCUGUUCUGGCGAUCAGGCACUCCUCCACCAGCCUCAGGCAGGCCGCAGUCAACUUCAUAAAGGCCAAUGCAGUGCAGGUAAUGACCACACAGGGCUGGAUUGACGCAGUCCGCACUCAGCCUGAAGACGUGGUUAUACUGAGUCAGCUGCUCGCGAGUCCUCCAGCAGAAAGCAGGAGUCUUCCUGAAAAGGAGAAGAACAGCAGGCUGAUUCAGGCAGCGAAGGAGGAUGCAGUCGAUGAGCUGCAGACACUGCUGGCAGCUGGUGCGGACGUCAGGGUGAGGGACGAGGGUGAGAGGAGGUGGACCGCCCUCCACUGGGCAGCAGAAAAUGGACACGAGAAGACAGCGAGGUGCCUGGUGGAGGGUGGAGCAGAGGUGGAAGCCAGGAGCAUCAACUUUCAGGAGACGCCCCUGCACAGGGCUGCAUACCGUGGCCACGAGGCUGUGGCGCGGCUGCUGCUGGAGGCAGGGGCGGAGGCUGAUGCCAGGAACAAAAUGCAGUGCACGCCCCUGCUGAUAGCUGCAUUGGCAGGCCACGUGGCUGUGGUGCGGCUGCUGCUGGCGGCCACUCCUUACCACAACGCCAGGGAUCAGUGGGGGCGAACGCCGCUGCACCAUGCGGCUCUGAACGGCCACGCAGAAGUGGCAGCUGCACUGCUCGAGGCAGGGGCCGACCGCUGGGCUAGGAAUAACGAGGGGAAAACACCACUGGACCUCGCCAGGCAGAACAACCACCAGCAGCUGAUAGACAUACUAAAGCUAGCACACAGAGAGUGCCAUGUGGGAGAAAGGGCUGCUGAGUCAUCCACAAUGGAACCCACCAAGGAGGUUAUGGAGACCACAGCCAGGGACCUGGGCGCCCUUCUGGACGCAGGGGACGGCGCAGUCGUCACACUGGUGGCGGGCGGCACACGUCUCGUGGCGCACAGGGCUGUGUUGGCCGAUAGAAGUCCCGUGUUUGGCGGCAUGUUUCGCCACGACACACUGGAAGCCAACACCGGUGAGGUCGCAGUCCCGGACGUCGAGGGCCCGGUGCUGCGCCAGCUGGUCGUUUACCUCUACACCCUCCAGGCCCCUCAGCUGCCCAGCCUGGCACCCCAGCUUCUGGCGGCCGCUGAUAAAUACGGCGUGUCGGCCCUGAAGGCUCGGUGCGAGCAGUUCGUGGCUGCUCAGCUGUCAGUCAAGACUGCGGCGGCCGCAGCUGUUCUGGCGAUCAGCGCGCCGGCCUCUACGGACGGCAGUCCGCGCCCCGGCAGUGGGCCGCAGGGAGACCGUGGCCACACCCCUGCCACUGCUGCGCCGCCCACGGCCAGCCGCACCGCUCCUCCCCCAGAUGACUCUGCCGUCUCUCGCCUGCGGAGCCUUCCUGAAAAGGAGAAGAACAGCAGGCUGGUUCAGGCAGCGAAGGAGGAUUCAGUCAGUGAGCUGCAGACGCUGCUGGCAGUUGGUGCGGACGUGGGGGCGAGGGAGGAGAGCGAGGACAGGUGGACCACCCUCCACUGGGCAGCAAACAAGGGACACGUGAAGGCAGCGAGGUGCCUGGUGGAGGGUGGAGCAGACGUGGACGCCAAGUGCAGCAGCUGGCAGGAGACACCCCUGCACAGGGCUACAUUCAAUGGCCACAAGGCUGUGGCGCAGCUGCUGCUGGAAGCAGGGGCGGAGGCUGAUGCCAGGAACAAAACGCAGAGCACACCCCUGCUCCUGGCUGCAGAGAAAGGACAUGUUGCUGUGGUGCGGCUCCUGCUGGCGGCCACUCCUUACCACAACGCCAGGAAUCAGUGGGGGCGAACGCCGCUGCACAAUGCGGCUCUGCACGGGCACGCAGAGAUGGCAUCUGCACUGCUCGACGCUGGGGCCGACCGCUGGGCUAGGAAUAAUGACGGGAAAACCCCACUGGACCUAGCCAGGCAAAACAACCACCAGCAGCUGAUAGACAUGCUAAGGUGUAGCUAG